Talpa occidentalis (Iberian mole) is the source of this 1503-nucleotide messenger RNA. It is a transcript of the gene CRACR2B, whose product is annotated as calcium release activated channel regulator 2B. NCBI's taxonomy places the organism in Eukaryota, Metazoa, Chordata, Mammalia, Eulipotyphla, Talpidae. Gene Ontology annotation, molecular function: calcium ion binding. Bases 1 to 1209 code for a protein of 402 amino acids. The record is from RefSeq and is a predicted model, not a curated record. The transcript has 9 exons.
AUGGCCAGCCCCGGGAGGCCGGGGGCCGCGGGGGCCCAGGAGGACGGGGAGGACGUGGGGGGCUCCGGGCGCAGCGGGGCCUCGGUGCUGGAGCGGGCGCAGGAGCUGUUCCUGCUGUGCGACAAGGAGGCCAAGGGCUUCCUCACCCGGCUGGACCUGCAGGGCCUCCAGAGCGACCUGCCCCUCACGCCGGAGCAGCUGGGGGCCGUGUUCGAGAGCCUGGACCAGGCCGGCGCCGGCUUCCUCACCGCGCGGGAGUUCCGCCUCGGCCUGGGGAGGUGCGUGGGAGCGGAGCCGGCCCCGGGCCCGCCACCCGCCUGGGCGCCAGAGGAAACCUUUGAGUCGGGCUGGCCGGCGCCGGGCCCCGGGGGCGCCCCGGAGGAGGACGACGAGGAGGAGGCGCGGCCGCGCGCGGCGCUGGAGCAGCUGGGGGUGGCGCGCGCGCUGGCGGAACAGCGGGCGGUGCGGACGCUCUGGACCCGGCUGCAGCGCGAGCGGCCCGAGAUGCUGGGCUCCUUCGAGGACGUCCUGAUGCGCGCGUCCGCCUGCCUGGAGGAGGCGGCUCGAGAGCGGGACCGCCUGGAGCAGGCGCUGCGGCGGCGGGAGAGCGAGCACGAGAGGGAGGUGCGGAGUCUGUGCGAGGAGAUGGAGCAGCAGCUUCGCGACCAGCGCCAGCGCCUGCAGACUCAGGACCUCCCGCGGGAGGAGCAGAGGGGCCUGCUGGAGCUGGAGCUGCACCAGCGGGAGCAGGAGCUGGAAGGUGCGGGCGCGCGGCAGCGGGAGCUGGAGCGGCAGCUGCAGGCCCAGGCCACCGAGCAGCUGGAGGCGCAGGCGCAGAACGCCCAGCUGUGGCUGGCCAACGAGGCGCUGCGCACGCAGCUGGAGGGGGCGCAGGAGCAGCUCCGCCAACUGGAGGGCGACGCGCAGGGCCGCCGGGAGCAGGCCCAGAGAGACGUGGUCGCUGUCUCCAGGAACAUGCAGAAAGAGAAGCUCAGCCUCCUGCGGCAACUGGAGCUACUCAGGGAGCUGAACACGCGGCUGCGAGACGAGAGGGACACCUGUGAGGCCAGGUGGUCAGGCAGCGGCCACAGGAAGGCUCUGACCACAGCACCACUGCCAGGGCCCCCCCGCUGCUGCUGCUGCUGCUGCUGCUGCAACUGGGCUUGCCCCCCAAGACGGGGCUCUGGCCACUUUCCCAGCGCCCACUGACCAGCUCCACGGGACACACUGGAGAAGCUGCUCCGUGAAGGCAGCUCCUCACUGGCCUGCGGGGCCUCUGCUCAGGAGGCUCCCAUCCUGCAGCCACAAAGGAACUGAGUGGGGGGUCAGGGGCACAUGCACCCCACCAGCACCCCACACGUCCCCAUCCCAUCAAACCCACACCAUCCAGCAGGAAACGCCCUCCAAAUAAAGCCCCCCAGAUGCCCUGCACCCUCCUCACCCCUGUGUGUGCCACGGCAUUUGUGUGUCACUUGGCAAGGUGUCCAUGGCGCGUGUGUGGCA